Molecule: messenger RNA, 429 nt
Organism: Aspergillus thermomutatus
Lineage: Eukaryota; Fungi; Ascomycota; Eurotiomycetes; Eurotiales; Aspergillaceae
Product: enoyl-CoA hydratase/isomerase family protein
Exons: 2
Coding region: 1-429 (142 amino acids)
Biological process (GO): fatty acid beta-oxidation
Cellular component (GO): peroxisomal matrix
Source: RefSeq, a predicted model, not a curated record
AUGGCCCCUUCACGACAAGUAGUCAGCGUCGAGUAUAUCGACCGAAUUGCGAUUGUCACGCUUGACAACCCCGACAAGCUCAAUGCCUUGAACCAAGACGAUUAUUACAGGCUGGCGACGGUGCUCCGCGAGAUUGCCGGACACGAAGAGGUAGUGAUCACCAUCCUGAUCGGCAAAGGCCGGUUCUUCUCUGCCGGCGCGGACGUAACCCGACCCCCUCCGGACCUUCACGGCAUGGAUCCUCGCCAGUACUGGAUGCGCGCAUUGGUCCUCAACAACAUCGACCUGGCAGAGGCAUUCUAUUCGCACCCGAAGAUCCUAGUGACCGCGCUGAACGGGCCCGUCAUCGGCCUCUCUGCGGCGAUGAUUGCGCAUUCGGACUUCAUCAUCGCGAGUCUUAGUGCCUAUCUGCUCACCCCAUUCGCAUAG